Molecule: messenger RNA, 1503 nt
Organism: Aspergillus welwitschiae
Lineage: Eukaryota; Fungi; Ascomycota; Eurotiomycetes; Eurotiales; Aspergillaceae
Product: acid protease
Exons: 3
Coding region: 51-1406 (451 amino acids)
Biological process (GO): proteolysis
Cellular component (GO): fungal-type vacuole
Molecular function (GO): aspartic-type endopeptidase activity
Source: RefSeq, a predicted model, not a curated record
CUCCUGUCAGUCAAGCAAUCGCUUAGAUCUCUUCUCACUCAGCUGCCGCCAUGUAUAUCCCCGUCGGUACCCUUGCCACUGCCUCGCUCCUUGCCGGGGCUGCUCUGGCUGCACCCACUCCCUCCCCGCUCAAGGGAAGAAAUAUUGUCCGCAGAAGCGGCAGCCACACCGUCUACAAGCCCGCCGCCUUCGCUGCUCCCAGUCACAACAAGGCCUCCUCCAAGUACCUCGAGCUGAGCAAGACCAAGUCCAAGGGAAACGUGAACCCUCGUAGUGCUGCUUACGUCAAGCGCUCCACCAGCAGUGGCAGCUCCAGCUUGAUCUCCCUCUUCGAAGGCGAGGAGUUCGCUACCUCAAUCACCAUCGGUGGUGAUUCUUUUGACGUUAUCGUCGACACCGGCUCCAGUGACACCUGGGUUGUCAAGACAGGCUUCACAUGUAUUGACCUCGACACUGGCCGCGAAACCUCCGAGUCCAGCUGCGACUUCGGCUCCACCUGGACUGUCGAGAGCUCUUUCAAGGAAAUUGAGGGCGAAGAAUUCGCCAUCGAAUAUGGUGAUGGUGAAUACCUCUACGGAGUGAUGGGUAACGAAACCGUCACUCUUGCCAAUAUCACUGUGGAUCAAACCAUCGGAGUGGUCACUGAGGCCGCCUGGGAGGGCGACGGAACCACCUCUGGCCUGACUGGUCUUGCGUAUCCUGCCCUUACGAGCGCCUACUCCACAACCACCGACGAGCAGAUUGUCUACAGCAACAUCAUUACUACCAUGUGGGAGGAGGGCCUGAUCGAACCUCUGUUCAGUCUGGCCAUUGAGCGCGAUGUUUCCGGUGCCGCUGGCUAUCUGGCUCUCGGCGGUCUGCCUCCUGUGGACUUCGUAGAAGACUUCACCAACACCUCAAUCCUGGUCACCAACAUCGAAGGCUACUCCAAGGCCUACGACUUCUACACCAUCAACAUUGACGCUGUCACUCUGAACGGCAAGAGCUUGGCCAGUGCUGGUGGCGACGACAUCCAGUACAUCGUCGAUUCGGGCACCACCCUGAACUACUACCCAACUUCCAUCGCUGAGGAGAUCAACGCCGCUUUCUCCCCUGCGGCGACUUACUCCGACGAGGAGGGCGCCUACAUUGUAGACUGCGACGCCACCCCUCCCACCCACGGCAUCACCAUCAGCGGAAAGACCUUCUACAUCAACCCCCUCGACAUGAUCCUCGAUGCUGGCACCGACGACGAGGGCAACACCAUCUGCAUUUCCGGUAUCGUUGACGGUGGUAGCGACACCUCCGAAGAUCUCUACAUUCUGGGCGACACCUUCCAGAAGAAUGUCGUCACUGUGUUCGACAUUGGCGCCACGGAGCUGAGAUUCGCUGCUCGCGAGAACUACACCUCCAACGACACCUACUAGAUAUAGACUGGAUAUGUCCCCAUUAUUCACAUGUAUAGUUAUGUUGAAUGUAGUAUGAAAUUCAUGUUCACAAUCAAUACCCCUUAAUGGCUUUAAU